AUGAGAUUAAUAAUUCAAAGAUGUCUCAGUGGUUCUGUGUCUGUUGGAGAUUAAUUGGUAUCUCAAAUUGGAAAAGGCUUAGUCGUCCUUCUAGGAGUAUUGAUGCUAUUAUAUGACUUCAGAUUCAUGAGAGAGACACAAAGGAGGUGGCUAAGAAGUUGGCUCACAAAUUAUCCAAAAUACGAUUGUGGGAGAAAGAGAAUAAAGCCUGGAAUGGAUCAUGUGUCGAUUUCAAUUACGAAAUACUAAUAGUCUCCUAAUUCACUUUAUACGCAUAUAUGAAAGGCAAUAAACCCGAUUUCCACUACGCAAUGGACGCAGAGAAGGCAAGAGUAUUGCAAUGAUUAUUAACGCAAAGGAAUUAUAUGAGUAUUUCGUUGAUGAGUGUGGGAAGGCCUACAAACCGGAGAAAAUAAAGAAGGGCGCAUUUUAAUAAUAUAUGGCUGUGAACAUAGUGAAUGAUGGGCCAGUCACAAUUGAGAUAGAUGAGAUGGAAGUGGAGAAACAGUAGAAACAAUAGAAAUAAUAAAUAUAAUAAUAAUAACAAUAACCAUAAGAAGAGGAAGACAAUAAGAUUCAAAAGAUUAAUUGA
Molecule: messenger RNA, 592 nt
Organism: Paramecium octaurelia
Lineage: Eukaryota; Ciliophora; Oligohymenophorea; Peniculida; Parameciidae
Source: the annotation of a GenBank genome assembly